AGGGCGGCACGUUGCCUUGGCAACUAGAAAACGACCCCGGGGAGGCAGGGAGCAAAGAUGGAGGACCUGGCUCAGGCCUUAUUAAGGAGUCAAUGAGGGGAGGUGAAUCGUGUGCCCAAAGGCCUGAAAAGGACAACAAAGGUCGGGGGAAGAGAGAGGCCCUGUGAGAAGUAGCUGCGGGGUAUAUUGGCUGUGUACAGGUGUGUGUAAGCUGAGGAAGCCUGCCACAACUCCCCUUGCCACAUUACCCAAACCUUUCCUGAGAGCCGAAAUCAGACGUCAUGACUCAAAUCAAGUAUUUGAAUAACAACGAAAAGAAACUUCUGUGAUUCCAUCCCACCCCAAGUUUUAUCUUCCCUACUUUUUAAAGAAAGAAAAGCCUGGAGUAUAAAACUCUUGCCAGUGAAUAUGACCCUUUGAAUAACCCAGCUUGAUAUGUCAAAUUUACAGCAGUAGUUCCACGGCUCUCUCUCUUUUUUUUUUUAAGGAAAGAAAAGAAACCUUUUUCUUUUAGAAUAGAAUAGAAUAGAAUUUUUAUUGGCCAAGUGUGAUUGGACACACAAGGAAUUUGUCUUGGUGCAUAUGCUCUCAGUGUAAUCUCAGUGUAAUUUUAAGAUUACACUCAGUGUAAUCUCAGUGUAAUCUUAAAAAGAGAUUAGACAACCAUUUGUCUGAAGUGGUACAGGGUUUCCUGCCUAAGCAGGGAGUUGGACUAGAUGACUUCCAAGGUCCCUUCCAACUCUUAUUCUGUUCUUACUCUGUUCUUAUAGUCUCUUUAUAGAUGAGCAGAUUGAAGAAUAACAGAAUUUUCACAUGCACACACCCUUUGGGAAGGGUGGGUUAAAAUAAAAAAACAAAAAGACUAAUACAAGACUCCUCCUUCUGGACUCAGCUAGCAAAACACACUUAAUGCGUUCACACUGCAACCCAUACCAAGGAAAUAUAAGGACUAUAAGGGGCGUGCAUAAGAGCACAAAAGUACCUACCGUUCCUGUCCUAUUGUUUCCUUUCAUUAUAUCAAAUUAAUAUACUUUUUGCAUACUUUUGCUCAUAUAUAUGCUUAUGUGAUAUGUAGUUAUUUUAUAUUGAUGCUUGUGUAUAUUGUUGUGACAAAAAAAAGAAAAGAAAGUAAGCCAUUACUGGCUUGUCUAGCCUUGGUUUUACUAAAAAACACACAGUCCCGUUUCAAUUUAUUCUAGCAUAGCCAUAUGCAAUUGUUGGAAGAAAUAUCCAUCUGGGUUCAGUUCCAAGUGGGGACAAAGACACUGGAAACAUGGAGGCUGCUUGGAAAGAUGGUUUAAUGGUGGUCAGGAUCACAUGGCUUGAGUUCCUGAACAGAAAAAGGAGAGAUCCUGUGUGCUCCCUGGUUUUAUGCUUUUUCUGAGCUUUGAAUUUCCUGGGGCACAGGAAGAGUAUCCUGAUUGGCUGUCAUACUCCCAGGGGGUGGGGGUCUUAGCUAGCCUUGCUGGCUGAUGUAAUCUUCCCAGGUGCCAUGUGGUGAGUUUCAGUUGCUAAAUGGGUUCUAUUAUGAUGCAGAUGAUGGCCCAUUAACAAAGGUGGGGGGUGGCAGGAAGUUGCAGGGAGCUGCUUUGUCUUUAAAACAUGUUUCUCCAUUUCUCAUCCAGGGAAAUAUAUUCUGCCUUUUAAAUAUUUUCUAAAAUAUUUCAUUCUUCUAGGAAGGGGGUGGGUGCUAAAUUCCUACAAUCCCUACUUUUUUUUUUUUUUCCAAAACAUGCUCUUGGCAAAAAUUAAAAUUGAUCAAAUCAGUGGGUGCUUUUAAUUUUCCUGAUGCAAAGGAAGCCAUUGAUAGAGACAACAGAAAAAAGAUUCCUUCAGUGGCUCCCAAAAGCUUUCAACCAUGAAGGUCUAGCAGCCAGGGGAAAAGUUCUGUUACUAAAAGAUAAUGCAGUUUCAACAAAAUGCAGUUUCAACAAAAUGCAGUUUCAACAACUGAUGAGAAAGAAAAAACUGGAUUUGCAUGCUUCAGGAAUGAACAGGUAGAGAGCCUAGAAGACAAGUUGACGCUUUGCAGGCAAGCUUUGGAAGAGGUGGAUUUUAAGCUACGCAGAGAAGAACUAACAUCUGCACGAAGAGAAUCACUGGAAAAAGAGAAAAAUAUGCUAGAAACCAAGGCCGAAAUUUAUGAUCCACCCUAUGAAGCAGGUUGUGCUGAAACAGUGACAGACCUAAAAUCACUCAGUGAGCUCCAGUCAAGUGGUGCCAGAACCUUCCUCAGCCUGGGAUGUAUCACAAAGAGCUGGAAUGUUUACGCCAAAAAUAAAACACAUUUUUAA
Ahaetulla prasina is the source of this 2294-nucleotide messenger RNA. It is a transcript of the gene CCDC167, whose product is annotated as coiled-coil domain containing 167. NCBI's taxonomy places the organism in Eukaryota, Metazoa, Chordata, Lepidosauria, Squamata, Colubridae. Bases 1920 to 2294 code for a protein of 124 amino acids. The record is from RefSeq and is a predicted model, not a curated record. The transcript is spliced from 5 exons.